AUGAACUUUUUAUUUGCGAAUAAACUUGCUUUUUAUAUUGUUGAUAGAACUCAUUCAGGAAGAGUUAGUUGUGAUGAAGUAAUGAAUGUUAUGGUUCCAUUAGUUGGUUCAACUGAUCCUACAACUAUAGAUUGUAUGAGAUUCUUUUUUUCGUUAUGUGAUGUAGAUAAUGAUAAUUCAUUGAACGAAAAAGAAUUUGAACAUUUUAUGUGGUGUUAUAAUAAGUGCUGUGAGCCUAGAUUUGUUAAAAUUAAAGCUGAUUUAGUUAUUGUAUUAUUUAUUGAAAUAUUUAGAGCUAUUGACAGUGAUAUGAAUGGGACUGUAUCUUGUAGUGAGAUAGCCCAUACUCUAUCUAAACUAGAAGAGUCGAAUGUUACAAUUUUUGGAUAUAAAGAUAUGUUUGAAGACAUUAGAGAUUAUGCUAUUACUAAAGGCCCUCAAACAGAAUUGACUGAAUUUGAGUUUUUAUGUAUUGCUAUAAAACCUGAAAUUCUCUUUCUUCAUCUUGAAGCUAAGUAUAGUGCUUUAUUUAAAAAACUUGAUAGUGGUCAAUUUGGAUAUAUUAACUCAAAGGAUCUUGUUUCUCAUAUUGCUCGAUUCAUGUUUCCACGAGGUUGUGAGACAAAGAAUGCUCUUGAUCUUGUUAUCAGUAUUAUUACAUCAACUACUCAAUCUGAGAAAAUAAGACUAAAACAAUUUGGGUUUCUUGUUGAGUUAUUAAAAGAUGUUAGUCGUUCUGCAACAUACUUUACUAAUCCAAUGUUAUAUGAAGCAUUGUUUAGGCUUAUUGAUAAUAACUCAAAUGGAGAGUUAGAUGGAGAAGAGUUAAUAUUAUUAAUUGAGACAAUCAAAUUGUCUUCAAAGAAGAAAGAAAUUGUUAUGAAAGCUAUUAAAGCGAAAGCAACAAUUACCUAUUCCCAAUUCAUUGAUAUUAUGCAUAACUAA
Messenger RNA from Entamoeba dispar SAW760, 945 nucleotides. RefSeq lists its product as uncharacterized. The record is from RefSeq and is a predicted model, not a curated record. The transcript has a single exon. Gene Ontology annotation, molecular function: calcium ion binding. NCBI's taxonomy places the organism in Eukaryota, Evosea, Mastigamoebida, Endamoebidae. The coding region runs from base 1 to 945 and encodes 314 amino acids.